AUGAAUGAUAGUUUGAUUGCAGUUAAAACGAUCAAUCCAACAUGGAACGAAAAACGUCAUAUAUUUCUAAUAAUUUUAAUAGUUUUUGGAAUGAUUUCAAAUAUUAUUCUCAUAGUUAUUGUAUCUCUAACAAAGAGUUUAAUUAAAAACGGUUUCAGACGUUCAUCACGAAAAUAUGGUGAAUUAAUAAGAUCAAGUGAUAAAUCUCUUCCAACAAAACAUAUACUUCAAUCUAUAAUAUUAUCAAAAUGUUGUACAAUUUCGAGCGAUGAAAAAGAGUUCAUCAUUCAAUCCAAGUCGACACAUUCCUGUUGUGAAUUUGAAAUGAAUUGGGGUUGUUGUUAUUACAAGACUCAAUGUCAUAGUCAUUGUUUCUCAACUUCAUCUACAGUCACUCCAGUACCAACUACUAUAGAGUUGAAUAUUUUAUCAAGUCAUCGAAAUAGUAGUUAUGCUGAUGAUUCUGUAACAGAAAUUCCAGAAAAAUCAGAAAAUCUAUCUACUAAUUCAAAAACAAAUUUAGAUAAAUACAAUUUAAAUCAACCAUGUGAAAUAAAUAAACCAUUUUUUCUAAAUACAAAUCAACACUUAACAAACUAUGAACAAUAUUCCAAUUCUAAUAUGAAUAAAUCAGAUUUAAGUGAUAUGAAAUUAAAUCAAGAAUUAACACUACCUAGUACAUCAAUCCAUUAUCAUCAUAGAUCUUUAUCUUCAUUUCCUAAUGAACAAACUAUUCCAGAUCUUGAACAAACUACAUGGUUUAUUUUAUGUUUUUUAAUAGAAAUUUUAGCAUUUGCACAAAUUGGUUAUUUACUAUUUGAAGAUCUGUUACCAUGGUUAUCAAAUUUAUUAAUAUUUUAUUAUAAUUUUAAUAUUAAAUUAAAAUUAAAUAUUAAUUGUCGUUUAAAACGUAUGUUUGGUACAUUUUUUUUAUUAUUUGAAGAAUGGUGUCUAUUUCUAUUUGGUAUUGAACGUGUUUAUAAUAUUUAUUUAUUAAAUCACUAUGGAUUCAAUAAAAAUACACAAUCAAUAAUGAAUGAACGUAAUCGAUAUAAAUUACAUUUAUUAAGUAUAAAAAUUUGUACAGGUUUAUUUAUUGCAAUUAUAUUCUCUGCAUUAUGUAAUUAUUUAUGGGUAUUUGGACAAUUUCAUUGGAUUAAUUCAAUUAAUUUAAUGAAUCAAACAUAUAAUAUCACAUUGAUAGAAACGGUUACAUGUAAUGUAAGAUCAGAAUAUUUUAAAUUUUAUUAUUCAUUUCUUAUUUAUUUAGAUCCAUUAUUUUCAUUUAUUAUACCACAUUUAUGUUCAUUAUUAUUUAUUAUGAUUAUUCUAUUACAUUAUUGUCUUCAAUUUAUUUAUCGACGAGUUCAAAGAAAUUCUACAAUACAAACAACUAAAAUAUUAAUAGAAGAUGAUUAUUUCAAUAGAUUAUCAUCUUAUAGAAACUUUAAUACUUUCUAUAUAAUGAUUGAUCAUUUGACAACAAUCAUAUAUCUUUUUGAUAGUAUUAUUAUUGUGAUAUUAAAAUUAUGGCGUAAUAUUGAAAAAUCAGUAAUGGUAUAUUUUCAUAUUACAUUCAAUAUGAAUUAUUAUAUGAUUAGAAAUGAAUUGUAUCAUUUAGAAUUAUGUUUAAUACCUAUAAUAACAAUAAUAAUCUAUUUAAUAUUUCAUUAUAAAAUUACAAAAUAUUGUAAAUAA
Messenger RNA from Schistosoma mattheei, 1698 nucleotides. Lineage: Eukaryota; Metazoa; Platyhelminthes; Trematoda; Strigeidida; Schistosomatidae. The record is from the annotation of a GenBank genome assembly.